Messenger RNA from Besnoitia besnoiti, 3966 nucleotides. RefSeq names its product PAN domain-containing protein. Bases 1 to 3966 code for a protein of 1321 amino acids. Gene Ontology annotation, cellular component: extracellular region. Gene Ontology annotation, biological process: proteolysis. Gene Ontology annotation, molecular function: protein binding. The transcript has 15 exons. The record is from RefSeq and is a predicted model, not a curated record. NCBI's taxonomy places the organism in Eukaryota, Apicomplexa, Conoidasida, Eucoccidiorida, Sarcocystidae.
AUGGGCCGCCUCAGGAAAACUGUGGCGUUCCUCGCUCUCGCCGACUGUGGCUGGAUGUUGGUUGGGCCCGAACCCGGAAGCAGCGCACUCGUCCCUUUAGCGGAGGCCCAAGCCGCGAGACCCCUACCCGUAGAUCCUAAGCUUGCAUGGUGCUACGAGCUUAACGUCGACUUCAGAGGCCAUGACGUGGAGAAGAUCGAGAAUGCCGGCAUUGCCACGCCGAACUUGUGUCAAGCCAUGUGUCAAGUGUCGCAGUCGUGCGACUACUGGACAUGGAGUCCGGCGACCGGCAGCUGCUACCUCAAAGACCAGCUCGCUCCGCAAAACAGAGUGCAAGAUGACUUUUCUAUGGGCAUGGUCUCGGGUCCCAAGGCAUGUGGGCCGUCUCCAACUGUCUGCUUGGAGUAUGGCGUUGACUACCGUGGUUUCGACAUCGAGGUGGUGGCAGGCAAAGCACACUAUGCGCAGGAAUGCCAGCGACUCUGCAGCGACAAGCAAGGUUGCUACUUCUUCAGCUGGGUGGCGAAGAAGCGCAGCUGCUAUCUCAAGGGGCCAGGCGCCCUGGCAGGAAGGAUAGCUGACGCCACGACGGUGGGCAUCGUGUCCGGCCCAAAGCAGUGUGGCAGUGUCCCUCCUCCUGUCCACUCGAAUCCUGGGUCUUGCUUCGAAUACGGAGUUGAUUACACAGGAUUCGAUGUGGAGAAACUCGAGACUACGUCGAAGAUCUCGCCACAACAAUGCCAAGAUGCGUGCUUUCGCAGUCCGUUGUGUUACUUUUGGACGUGGACACCAACGGCGGGUGGCAACUUCUGUUACUUGAAGUCGAGCGAGGCUCUCAAUGGCUGGAGGCGGACCCCCGAAACGCAGCUGUUCGUGUCGGGGCCCAAAACAUGUUCAUCCUCAGGCUCCCCUCAAGCUUGCUUUGAGAACGACUACGACUACGUCGGGAACGACCUCGAGAAGAUCGAAGAUGGCAGUAUUCAGAGCGCGUUCGCUUGCCAGCAGGCCUGCGCACAGCUCAAAGGCUGCGCCUUCUUUACGUUUAGUCGGAAUCGCCACUGGUGCUACCUGAAAUCAUACAAGGCCCUUGCCGGUCGCCGUCCGAGCAACAACAUUGGCCAUCUUGUGUCCGGUCCGCGAGAUUGCUCACCACACUUCGACACUCCUGGAAACAACAAUCCAGGCUGCUAUGAGCAAGAUGUAGACCUUGUUGGCUCUACCUUGAAGCUUAUCACACACGGAAGAGUUACUUCAGCCAUGAUGUGCCAACAAUUGUGCGGCCUCUGGGGCUUGUGCAUGUACUUCACAUGGUCUUCUAUCAAUCACAGCUGUGCGCUGAAAACCGGAACAGCCAUUCACGGCUGGAGAAAAGAUGCGAGCACCAGGGGGCUUGUCUCCGGCCCUAAGGCAUGUGGCCAAUGGCGCGUCCCCUGCCAGGAAAACGGCGUCUCUUACCCAGGAUUCAACAUAAUGCGCGUCACAGGUGGCCAUGUUCACAGCCCCGGGGUGUGCCAGAGCCUCUGCCAAACGACACCGGGAUGCCGCUAUUGGACUUGGCAACUAGCAGGGAACGUGUGUGAGCUCAAGAGCGGUGCUGCUCUUUCCGGUCGCCUGCAGAACGCGGAGACAACUCAUCUGAUCUCCGGGCCGAAGUUCUGCUCUGCUCUGACCGCAGGCUGCUACGAAAUUGACGUGGACUACUGGGGACACGACAUCCAAAAGAUUGAGGACGGAAGCAUUGCAAAUGCAAGCGUAUGCCAAGGUUUCUGUCAGCGCACAACAAACUGCCGAUUCUGGACGUGGGUUAGUGCGACGCGGAGCUGCUACCUCAAGAAUGUGUACGGCGUCCAUGGUCGUCGCAGAGAUUCGACAACGGGUGGCAUGGUUUCCGGGCCGGCUUUCUGCCCCAUUCAACCCCAAUGCUUCGAGGACAGCGUGGACUACACAGGAUACGAUGUGGAGAAGAUUGAGACAGGGCGGGUAACCACGCCUACCAUGUGCCAGACUUUGUGCCAGCAGAGGAAUCUCUGCCGCUUUUGGUCUUGGGUUAGCCCAACGAAGAAUUGCUAUCUGAAAAGCCAAUUUGCGCUCAUGGGACGACGCGAUGAUACUUCCACUGCGGGCAUUGUCUCGGGACCUAAGUACUGCACACCGCCGCCUGAAGAUUGUCACGAAUACGGCUACGACUAUGUCGGCCACGACGUAACGAAGAUCGUUACCGGGUCCGUAAAGUCGCCAAACACCUGUGAAACGUUGUGCGAGCGGGAUGCCGACUGCUUCUACUGGACGUGGGAUCGAAGAACAGACAACUGCUACUUAAAAGAUCAGUACGCCCCGCAAGGCCGUAUCCAAGGUCCUCAAACAUUGUCCCUCAUUUCUGGUUCCCUCGGAUUCAGCGCCACAUUCAAGGGUCGAUUCUCCGAUGCUUGCGUCGAGGAUGAGGUCGCCUACGCCGGGUACGAUUUGCCCACUUCCGUCAGUGUUGUGGGCAUGAGCCUGGGGACUGUCUCGGGGAAACACAAUGGCGCGUUGGUUUGUCAGACCAUGUGCCGGGCGACGGAAUCAUGCUUCUUCUGGUCGUACGACCAGGCUGCCAACCGGUGCUUCCUCAAGAACCAGUAUGCACUUGAAGGACGCCUCCGCGAUGAGUCGACAAAGACAUUUGUUUCGGGCGGUCGAGAUUGCGUGCCCAAACCCUCUCAGUGCCAUGAACUUGAUGUCGAGUAUCGUGGUUACGACCUCAAGAAGAUUGAAACCCAGCAAAUUGCGUCAUACCACAUAUGCCAGGAGAUGUGUCGCGCCACUGAGGGCUGUCAUUUCUGGUCGUGGUCGAGUCAAACACUCAGCUGCCACCUGAAAACAGAUCAGGCCUUCCGUGGUCGCGUUGAAGACGAACUUAGCGUUGGAUAUGUCUCUGGACCUAAGCGAUGCUGGCCUGGCGGAGCGAGCUGCUGGGAGUAUGGCGUUGAUUUUUACGGCUCUGAUAUAAGGAAGAUUGAGGAUGAGUCGGUGAAAUCCGCGGCUCUUUGCCAAGGCCUGUGCAAGGUCCAGUCAUUCUGCGAGUACUGGACGUGGGUCACCGAUACCAACAGCUGUUACCUUAAAACCAGCGCUGCCCCGUCGGGUAGACGCCAGGAUUCUACAACGACAGGAAUGAUUUCGGGGCCGCGCGAGUGUCCUGCUGCGCAGACUGACUGCUUCGACCUAAAUAUCGACUACUACGGCAACGACGUCCAGAAGGUUGAGGACGGGAGCGUAGCCACUGCAAACGAGUGCCAGUGGCUCUGCCAACGCCAGCCUGAUUGCUAUUUCUGGACGUACUUGACCGACCGACGGUUCUGUUACCUGAAAAACUUCUCAGCUGCAGGAACACGUGUUCCACAGACAUCGGCCAUAUCUGGCCCAAAGAACUGCUACAUCAGCGGCUCCGGUGACAGCUCAACACCAGACUAUUGCUUCGAGACUGAUGUUCAGUAUGUCGGCCCAGCCCUUUCCAUCUCGCCCAUAGUCACAAGCGCUGAAGACUGCCAGGCUGCAUGCCAGUCCGAAUCUUUCUGCACUGUCUUCGAGUUCUACGUCCACACUGGCAAGUGUGUUCUGAAAAAUAUCAGCGAAGCAGCGCUUCAAGACCCUGUAACCAAGAUCAGUAUUCCGGGUAUCACCUCCGGCCCGAAGACAUGCCCGCAGCCACUCGUGCCUUCUCCCCCCGCCUCGAGGGACUGCUUCGAGGUCGGGACGGAGUACCUGGGCCACGAUCUAGCGCAGGUGAACAGUGUGCUCCCACCAGCCGCGUCCCCCACAGCAUGCCAGGCUUUUUGCGCUGCAGAGGCCACUUGCGAUUAUUGGACAUACAAUGUGUCGACCUCUCAAUGCAUGCUGAAGGACCAGCAUGCGCCCGCCAACGCCACCGGAAACGCGUACACAGUCUCCGGUCCUAAAACGUGCCCGUCCGUCUCGCGUGUGUAA